GUUCAAAAUCCCUUUUCUUCCCUCUUAUCCAAAAUCAGAACGCGAUUCCAUGGCCUCCGGCAAAGAUUCCGACCGUAACCUAGGGUACAUGACCCUGAAGGAUGCGGAAUUGAAGCUUCCACGGACGACCCGGGUCAAGAACAAGACUCCGGCGCCGGUCCAAAUCACCGCCGAGCAGAUUCUAAGGGAGGCUCGAGAGAGGCAAGAGGCUGAGAUCCGUCCGCCUAAUCAGACAAUCACUGAUUCGACUGAGCUUUCCGACUUCAGACUCCGACGUCGGAAGGAGUUUGAAGACCAGAUCCGCCGUGCGAGAUUGAAUACCCAAGUUUGGGUCAGAUAUGCGCAGUGGGAAGAGUCGCAGAUGGAAUACGAGCGUGCUCGAAGCGUGUGGGAACGAGCCUUAGAAGGAGAAGCUUACCGGAGCCACACGCUCUGGGUCAAGUUCGCCGAGUUUGAGAUGAAGAACAAGUUUGUCAACGAAGCGAGGAACGUUUGGGAUCGUGCUGUUACGAUCCUCCCUCGAGUGGACCAGCUUUGGCGCAAUUAUAUCCACAUGGAAGAGAAACUUGGGAAUAUUGCCGGAGUUAGAGAGAUAUUCGAGCGGUGGAUGGAUCGGUCACCGGAUCAACAAGCUUGGCUCUGCUUUAUCAAAUUCGAACUUAAGUAUAAUGAAAUCGAACGUGCAAGAUCCAUUUACGAGAGAUUUGUUCUUUGUCAUCCAAAUGUUUCUGCUUAUAUUCGAUAUGCAAAGUUUGAGAUGAAGCAUGGUCAAGUUGAGCUUGCUAGGAAAGUGUUCGAACGCGCCCAGAAGGAGCUUGCAGACGAUGAAGAAGCUGAGAUUCUCUUUGUGGCGUUUGCUGAAUUUGAAGAACAAUGCAAGGAAGUAGAGCGAGCUAGGUUUAUCUACAAUUUUGCUCUUGAUCAGAUUCCUAAAGGAAGAGCUGAAAAUUUGUACAGCAAGUUUGUGGCGUUUGAGAAACAGAAUGGGGAUAAGGAAGGGAUUGAGGAUGCCAUUAUUGGGAAGAGGAUGUUUCAGUAUGAAGAUGAAGUGAGUAAGAACCCUUUGAACUAUGAUUCGUGGUUCGAUUACCUUAGGUUAGAAGAGACUGUUGGGAACAAAGAUAAGAUAAGAGAAAUCUAUGAGAGGGCUAUUGCUAAUGUUCCACCUGCCCAAGAGAAACGAUACUGGCAAAGAUACAUAUAUCUUUGGAUUAAUUAUGCUUUGUAUGAAGAGAUUGAAACUGAAGAUGUGGAGCGUACCCGAGAUGUUUACAGAGCAUGCCUCAAGCUUAUCCCCCACACCAAAUUUUCUUUUGCCAAAAUAUGGUUGCUCGCUGCACAACAUGAAAUCAGGCAAUUAAAUCUCACGGGUGCACGACAGAUAUUAGGAAAUGCAAUUGGGAAAGCUCCAAAAGAGAAGAUAUUCAAGAAAUACAUUGAGAUCGAACUCCAGUUGGGAAAUAUAGAUAGAUGUAGAAAGUUAUACGAGCGGUAUCUUGAAUGGUCUCCUGAGAAUUGCUAUGCUUGGAGAAACUAUGCUGAGUUUGAAAUGUCUCUUGCUGAAACAGAACGAGCUAGAGCUAUCUUUGAACUUGCAAUAUCUCAGCCUGCUCUAGACAUGCCCGAGCUGCUAUGGAAGACGUACAUUGAUUUUGAGAUAUCAGAAGGGGAAUUAGAGAGGACACGGGCUUUAUAUGAGAGACUCUUGGACCGUACAAAACAUUGCAAGGUGUGGGUUAGCUUUGCAAAGUUUGAAGCUUCUGCUGCGGAACACAAAAAAGACGAGGAAGAAGAAGAUGCUAUUGAACGCAAAAAAGACGACAUCAGACGCGCCAGAGCGAUCUUCGAUAGAGCCAACACAUACUACAAAGACAAAACACCAGAGCUGAAAAAAGAGCGUGCUAUGCUUUUGGAGGAUUGGCUUAACAUGGAGACGGGCUUUGGUAUGCUCGGGGAUGUUAGUGUCGUUCAAUCGAAACUCCCGAAGAAGCUCAAGAAGAGAAAGCUGAGCAGUAGAGAAGAUGGCUCUACAGAGUAUGAAGAAUACAUUGAUUAUUUGUUUCCAGAAGAAUCACAGACGACGAAUCUUAAGAUUCUUGAAGCUGCUUAUAAAUGGAAGAAGCAGAAGGUUGUUAAAGCUGGGGAAUGCGUCUAGAGCGGUUAACAUAAUGGUGUUAUGCAAUACUCUUCCAGCUUAAAAAAAUAUCAUGAUGUACUUACAUAGAUGAUUAUGUCUCUUGCAGUGUUCAUAUUAUAAUGAAAUUUAUAGAUUUAGUUAUACAUUAGAACAUUAACAGUCGAUCAAGGUUUAGCCAUUCUCUUCUCUCCUGAAUUUCAAUCAAUAAUGUAAACAUCGAUCGUGAGAGUGACACUAAAAUCUAAUUUUAGACCAUUUCAGAUAA
Molecule: messenger RNA, 2402 nt
Organism: Arabidopsis lyrata subsp. lyrata
Lineage: Eukaryota; Viridiplantae; Streptophyta; Magnoliopsida; Brassicales; Brassicaceae
Product: crooked neck-like protein 1
Exons: 7
Coding region: 50-2155 (701 amino acids)
Biological process (GO): mRNA splicing, via spliceosome; spliceosomal complex assembly
Cellular component (GO): Prp19 complex; U2-type catalytic step 2 spliceosome; post-mRNA release spliceosomal complex
Molecular function (GO): protein binding
Source: RefSeq, a predicted model, not a curated record